CUACCGAGGCAUGUCUCUUUACUGUACAAGACAGCCGUCCGGUAGAAACGCUCACAUAUCAGUCAUGACCGAGGCGGAGAAUCAAGCCUGCGGACUAGAGCGAUGGUGACGGAAUAUUACGAGCAAACACUAACACGACGGGUGCUCGGACAGUCUCAGAGGGAAAGAAAGAUGCUUGGAGUAAAAAACAGCGACGUUUUACCCUCUGUUUCCGCGAUAGAGAGCAUAGGAGGAGAGUUUAGUUCGUCUUCAUUCAUCGGCGGAGUUUCAAUGAAAAGUCUGUCACACGGCACAGAGUCUGACUGUAAACAACAGUUAUAGUGUUACAGAUAUAUCAAGACACGCUUGACUUAGCGUUUAUUCUCCUUUUACAAUAGUUUAUAGCUGCGUUUCUGAGCUGUCGGAUUGUUCAGGAUGCAGGUGAAAAAGCAGAGGGGCUCCGAGGACCCUCAGCGGGAUGAUAAGAAGCCCUCAUGUUUCUCAAAUAUUAAGAUAUUUUUAGUGGCGGAAUGUGCUCUGAUGUUGGCACAGGGCACAGUUGGGGCAUACUUGGUGAGCGUGCUGACCACACUGGAGCGGCGCUUCAAUCUUCAGAGCGCUGAUGUGGGCGUCAUUGCCAGCAGCUUUGAGAUUGGCAACCUGGCCCUCAUUCUCUUCGUCAGUUAUUUUGGUGCUAAAGCCCACCGUCCUCGGUUAAUUGGCUGCGGAGGCAUUGUUAUGGCUUUGGGAGCGCUACUCUCUGCACUACCUGAAUUCCUCACCAGUCAAUACAUGAUAACAGACUCAUGGAGCAAGGAUCAGGGGCGAGACAUGUGCUCCAACACCUCUAAAGCUGAUGAACCGUGUGGGAAUAGAGCCAACACCAACAUGAUGUACCUGCUUCUGAUUGGAGCCCAGGUGCUGCUGGGUAUCGGUGCAACGCCUGUUCAGCCCCUGGGUGUGUCCUAUAUAGAUGAUCAUGUGCGGAAGAAAGACUCCUCUCUUUAUAUAGGUAUACUCUUUUCCACACUAGUGUUUGGACCUGCAUGUGGUUUCAUCCUGGGAUCUGUCUGUACCAACUUUUAUGUGGAUGUUUUGCUCAUCGACACAACUAUGCUGAACAUCACUCCUGAUGACCCCCGCUGGAUCGGUGCAUGGUGGGGCGGCUUUCUCCUCUGCGGUGCCUUACUCUUCUUCUCGUCCCUCUUCAUGUUUGGUUUCCCCCAGUCUCUGCCCUGCAAGGAGGUGGAGGGAUGUCUUGAGAGUGAACAGGCCAUGCUUCCCUCAUCUUUAGCCCAGGAUUAUGAGAAAUCCAAGCCCAGCAAUGGAGUCCUGCAGAACUACCAGCCCAACAGCAACAGCCUGUCCUGCUGCCAACAGCUCCGAGUUAUUCCCAAGGUGACCAAGCACCUGCUGUCAAACCCAGUGUUCACAUGUAUCGUCUUAGCUGCAUGUAUGGAGAUUGCUGUUGUCGCUGGCUUUGCUGCCUUCCUGGGCAAAUAUUUGGAGCAGCAGUUCAACCUCACCACCUCCUCUGCGAACCAGCUGUUGGGGAUGACAGCCAUCCCGUGUGCCUGUCUGGGCAUAUUUUUGGGAGGAUUGCUGGUGAAGAAGCUGAACCUGUCUGCUCUGGGAGCCAUACGAAUGGCCAUGCUGGUCAAUCUGAUCUCCACUGCCUGUUACGUGUCCUUCCUCUUCCUGGGCUGUGACACAGGACCUGUCGCUGGGGUGACCGUCGCCUAUGGCAACGAGACACUGCAAGUAGGCCAGAAGCCGGAAGCCCCCUGCAUGAGUCAUUGCAACUGCUACACUUCAUCCGUUAGCCCCGUUUGUGGCUCCAAUGGUGUGACCUACUUGUCCUCCUGUUUCGCUGGCUGCACCAGAACCAUCAGUCCUGGACUACCACCACCUCCUCGCUCUCAGAACCUGACGAGAUGCGCGUGCAUCUCCGAAUACAAUGAGUUUGCCACAGCGGUGCCAGGAAAAUGCCCACGCCCCGGCUGCCAGGAAGCCUUUCUCACCUUCCUGUGUGUGAUCUGUGCCUGCAGUAUGAUCGGAGCCAUGGCCCAGACGCCCUCCGUCAUCAUCCUCAUCAGAACUGUGAGCCCAGAGCUGAAGUCAUACGCCCUUGGAGUUCUUUUUCUGUUACUGCGGCUGUUAGGGUUCAUUCCCCCUCCUUUGAUAUUUGGUGCGGGGAUCGACUCCACAUGCCUAUUCUGGAGCACCGAGUGCGGGGAGAAAGGUGCAUGUCUGCUGUACGACAACGUGACCUACCGGCACCUGUACGUCAGCAUGGCCAUCGUCCUCAAGGUCGUGGCGUUCCUCCUCUACACAACCACCUGGCAAUGCUUGCGCAGAAACUACAAGAAAUACAUUAAAAACAAUGAGGGAUACCUUACGCCCACGGAAAUGUUCUCGUCCAGCGUGAAUCUGGACAGUAUCGGAAAGGACAGCAGUCAAAGCCAAGUCAACAGGACUAAAUUUAUAUAUAACCUGGAGGAUCACGAGUGGUGUGAAAACAUGGAGUCCGUUUUAUAGUGGGUUCAGACACCCACAUGCUAACUGAAGCAUCUUUCUACUGAACGAUCAUCCUAUGAGUUCAGCUCUUAUUCCAGGAUGUGCAGGACUGUUGUUGCACUUUAUUGUAAACUCAUUCAAACUGUUCUACUGGGUCCAUCUUGUUUUUAGAAGUACUGUUUCUCCAGUGCCAGUAAAAUGUUGUAGUAGUUAGUUGAAGGCGUGUACUUCGUUACCUGACUGUGUCAUUGACUGGUAACUGUUAAAUUUGUUAAAUUAGCUGACGUCGUACACAAAUGCAGCCACAAAAUGGCUGUUUCUACAAUUUUUCAAGUAAAGCUAUAUAUAUACAACUAAAAUUUUAAAAGUUUAACUCAUCAUCCAUCAUCAGGCUAGUUGAUAAUGUUCAUGUUGUCGGGCUCCAUCCCAGUCUGGGGAUCGUUUAGUACAUCACAAUUAUCAAUACUAAUUAUAUUGUAUGCAUACUGCAAUUUUAUAUAUAAAAAACAAUAUCAAUUAUUUCUCAAAACAUUCAAAGGGGUGUUUAAGAGAUGUUUUUCUUUCUAAGUGCUUUUUGCAGCGUUUGCUUUCUGCUGUUAUUUAUAUUGAUUAUUAAAGGGGCUAUAAUGUAAGAAUUUUCAUGCGUUAAUCGCUUUUAUAUUGCCAAUGUGUGACCAUCUUGUAACUUAAACUUAAGAAACGACACCUUUAACGACUUCCUAGGUUGUCUAUGAAAGCCUGUAAACUGAUUUUUACGUGAAGGACUCGGGCCGGUUUCACCGGGAAAAUUCAAAGGAUGUGACGGUUACGCACGCUCCCGAGAGCCUCUCCUCCGUUCUGUGACACAUGAAAUUAAUAUUUAUACAAUAAUCCGAAAGAGCUAUUCUGUACUGUAAUGUAGUGUGUCAUGCAAAGAAAAGUGUUAUUCAAACUAUAGUCUCACAUAACCAGAUCUAUAUAGUCUCAAAUAUACGUUAUAAUCAAACUAUCAACUGUCGACUGAUGCCGGUGAAUCGCAGAGCUCAUACAAACAUAUUCACAUCGCUACUAGAUGCUUUCUUAACCGCCGCCUUCUCUCGCUGUCAUUUUAGGUGUGUAUAUUUUGUUAUUGAGAGGAAAACUGCACAGCACAUAUUCGUAUUCAUCUUAACGUCACUCUCAGCAGCGUGGGCGUCGUGAUUUUUGCUGCAAACAAAGGUACUUCCAAAUUUUGACUUUUAUGCGAAGAACGUCGCCGUGUGAUUACAUCUGGGCCUUAAAUCACGUUCAGUCUCUUGUACGUUACGCGUGCGAGCACGAGCAAUAAGUUGCUGACUGCAGUUCACUUAACGGCCACCGGUGUCACUAAUAACAAGUGUUUCUGAAUUCUACAUAUAGCCCCUUUAAGGCCUAAAAUGUCUUAAUUUGUAACGGUUAUUGAUACUGUAUUAUUAGCAUCUUUAUACAUUUGUGCAAUAGUUGGAGAGCGUAUCUGAAAAAAGUUUUUUGUCUAUUAUGAAUAUAUUUUUUUCUUUGUAAGAUGUUUGUCAUUAGAUUUUGUUUUGGAUUAUGAAGACAACUAGAGAAUGAGACUGUUUAUGCAUAGUUUUAUUAAUGAAUAUAAGAAUGCCUCUUUAUUCAGAUGACAAUAAUGGCAUGUUUGGGAGACAGUAUGACUGACAUCAGAGAAGUUUUGGGGAAAAAGGCCAUUUUAUUAAAUGGCAGAAGACCAUUGUCAUUCAGAAGUAGUGCUCUGUUCUCGCUGCAGAGCAAAUAACAUUCAGGCUGGGCCUUGGUAUUUAUGAGUAGGAUGAAGAAUGACAUUUUAUACACUUAUAAUAUUACAUGUAAAGUGUGUUUCAGCUUUGGGUUGAGAUUAAAUGAUUUUUCCCCACUUCACUGCAAUAAGACAUGGCACUGUGGGUUCUUCAACAGAUUAUAGUGCUGUAUACAAAAGAGUGCAAAAACAACAACAAAAAAAGCAGUGUACUUUUCAUAUCAUUUUUUAUGCCAAAAUAAUUUUUAUUUUAUUCUGCAAAUAAAUUAUUUUUCAGAAAAUCUCA
Messenger RNA from Megalobrama amblycephala (Wuchang bream), 4538 nucleotides. It is a transcript of the gene slco3a1a, whose product is annotated as solute carrier organic anion transporter family member 3A1a. Gene Ontology annotation, cellular component: membrane. Gene Ontology annotation, molecular function: protein binding. The coding region runs from base 415 to 2517 and encodes 700 amino acids. NCBI's taxonomy places the organism in Eukaryota, Metazoa, Chordata, Actinopteri, Cypriniformes, Xenocyprididae. Gene Ontology annotation, biological process: sodium-independent organic anion transport; transmembrane transport; prostaglandin transport. The record is from RefSeq and is a predicted model, not a curated record. The transcript is spliced from 10 exons.